AUGAAGGCUGAGUCUCAAAAAGGUAAAGAAUCAUCAGAUGUCCAUCCAAGCACAUCUAAAGAUCCUAAUACAGCUCCUGUUUCUGUUUGGACACGAAGCAGUCAUUUAAAGCGUCCCAGGAUAGGGAAAAAAAGCCGGAAAUCUGAACCUGAAAUUCCCCAAGGAGUUGAGAAAAAUGCUUUUCAUAUGUCAGAAAGCAGGCUGGAACUUCCUGCCCACACAUCUGAAGGCUCUAGAGCCUUAGUAGAAGUACCUGAGGAGAAUACUGUUGAGAAGCAUGAUGAAAUGAUUGCUGAAAAUGAGGGCCAGUCUGUAUCGGAAGUGGAGCUACAUGUAUCAUCCCCUGAGAAAUGGAGUGAGGAGGAAACUCCAUCAGAAUCCCUUAUCAGUGAGGUAACAGAAGAAACUGGUAAGACCUCACUUACGGCUGAAGAGGAAACAGCCAAUGAAGCUGGAAGUGGUGAAUCAAAAGUGCAGUCUGAGAGUCAAGGAGAAGAACCCUUAACGCUGUUUGAUCCAUUGAUCCUUGAGUCUCUGGCAAAACCUUCAGAAGACACUGUAUCGGAGGAGGUUUUAAAUGCAGAUGAGUCAGAAGAUCUGACUGAUGAAAGUACGUUAGUAGAGGAGGGCAGUGAAGAAUUUGAAAAGACCAUCACUGAAAAUACAGCUGCUUCAGCAUCAAAGGAAGAGCCCUCUGGCAAUGGUCCACCCAACUCCGUGGUUACUGAAGUAGCUGUUUCUGAAAAGGUAUCUCCCAAAACAGCUUCCUCGCUGGAAGAUCAAAAUGAGGAAGCAGGGCACAACUCACAGGAGGCCCCUGCUGCCUUGAGUCAGAGCUCUUCGGAAAUUGAGGGUGUUCCUUUUCAGCAGCCUUCUGGACAAGAAGGGCAGAAGAACCAGUUGGAAGAGCCCUCAGAAGAAUUGUCUGAGCAGACGGAUAAGUUCACGCAUACAGCAGAGCAGGCUGCUGACAGCAGCUCUGAGGAAGCAGAGAUUGAGGUACCCAUUGUAGAUCGGAGAAACUUGCGAAGAAAGGCCAAAGGCUACAAAGGUCCACCCAAGAAAAAAGGAAAGCCAGCUUAA
This is a messenger RNA of Eurypyga helias (sunbittern), 1083 nucleotides long. RefSeq names its product family with sequence similarity 169, member A (gene FAM169A). The record is from RefSeq and is a predicted model, not a curated record. The coding region runs from base 1 to 1083 and encodes 360 amino acids. NCBI's taxonomy places the organism in Eukaryota, Metazoa, Chordata, Aves, Eurypygiformes, Eurypygidae. The transcript is spliced from 6 exons.